UCUGGCGCAUCAGUCGAGGCAGAUCUUGGAGCUGCAGGAAGAGGUGGAGGGGGUGGGAGCGAAAGAGUCCAUCACUGAGAGAGCGCGCGAGAGACCGAGGGAAGGAAACUUGGCGGGCGCGUCGCUGGUUCCUGGGAUCCCAACACAAGCGCGAGAGAGGAAACGCCAAAUUUGUUUUUGCCCGGGCGGGGAAGAGGGCAGAUCUGGGCCUGCGGGAGUCCCCGAGAGUCGUUCAGAUUUUGGUGGGGGAAGGAGAGCGAGUGUGUGCGUGUGCCUGCGCGUGUGUAUAUGAGCGAGGGGCGGGCGCCGGGCGGCGGGGAUGGCCGAGAAGCGGAGGGGCUCGCCGUGCAGCAUGCUAAGCCUUAAGGCGCACGCCUUCUCCGUGGAGGCACUGAUCGGCGCCGAGAAGCAGCAACAGCUUCAGAAGAAGAGGCGAAAGCUGGGCGCGGAGGAGGCGGCCGGGGCCUUAGAUGACGGAGGCUGCAGCCGCGGCGGCGGCGCCGGAGAAAAGGGCUCCUCUGAGGGAGACGAAGGCACUGCGCUCUCGCCGCCGGCUGGGGCGGCACCCGGGCCCAUCCGGAGCUGCGCAGACCUGGAGCGGAGCUGCGGCUCCCGCGGAGCCGCGGGCGGCUGUGAGGACGGCUUCCUGCAGGGCGCUUCCCCACUGGCAUCCCCAGGAGACUCCCCGAAGGGGUCCCCGGUGCCCACCCUGGCCCGGCCCGGGACCCCGCUGCCGUCGCCGCAGGCCCCGCGGGUGGAUCUGCAGGGAGCUGAGCUCUGGAAGCGCUUUCACGAGAUCGGCACGGAGAUGAUCAUCACCAAGGCCGGCAGGCGCAUGUUUCCAGCAAUGAGAGUGAAGAUAUCAGGAUUAGAUCCUCACCAGCAAUAUUACAUUGCAAUGGAUAUUGUGCCAGUGGACAACAAAAGAUACAGGUAUGUUUACCACAGCUCUAAAUGGAUGGUGGCGGGCAACGCUGAUUCCCCUGUGCCACCCCGGGUGUACAUUCAUCCGGACUCGCCUGCCUCAGGGGAGACUUGGAUGAGACAAGUGAUCAGUUUCGACAAGCUGAAGCUCACCAACAACGAACUGGAUGACCAAGGCCACAUUAUUCUUCAUUCUAUGCACAAAUACCAACCACGAGUCCAUGUCAUCCGUAAAGACUGUGGGGAUGAUCUUUCUCCCAUCAAGCCUGUUCCAUCUGGGGAGGGAGUGAAGGCAUUCUCCUUUCCAGAAACUGUUUUCACCACUGUCACCGCCUAUCAGAAUCAGCAGAUUACUCGCCUGAAGAUAGAUAGGAAUCCCUUUGCCAAAGGCUUCCGAGACUCUGGGCGUAACAGAAUGGGUUUGGAAGCCCUUGUGGAGUCAUAUGCAUUCUGGCGACCUUCACUACGGACCCUCACCUUUGAAGAUAUCCCUGGAAUUCCCAAGCAAGGAAAUACAGGUUCCUCCACCUUACUCCAAGGUUCUGGGAAUGGCGUUGCGGCCACCCACCCUCAUCUUCUGUCCGGCUCCCCUUGCUCGUCUCCAGCCUUCCAUCUGGGACCCAACACCAGCCAGCUGUGUAGUCUGGCCCCGGCUGACUACUCCGCGUGCGCUCGCUCCAGCCUAACCCUCAACCGGUACAGCACAUCCUUAGCGGAGACCUACAACAGGCUGACCAAUCAGACGGGCGAGACCUUCGCCCCGCCCAGGACUCCCUCCUACGUGGGCGUGAGCGGCAGCGCCUCGGUGAACAUGUCCAUGGGCGGCACGGAUGGGGACACCUUCAGCUGCCCACAGACCAGCUUAUCCAUGCAGAUUUCUGGGAUGUCCCCCCAGCUCCAGUACAUCAUGCCUUCACCCCCCAGCAACGCCUUUGCUGCUAACCAGACACACCAGGGUUCCUAUAACACGUUCAGGUUACACAGCCCCUGUGCCUUGUAUGGAUAUAACUUCUCCACAUCCCCCAAACUGGCUGCCAGUCCUGAGAAAAUUGUUUCUUCCCAAGGAAGUUUCUUGGGGUCCUCACCGAGUGGGACCAUGACGGAUCGGCAGAUGUUGCCCCCCGUGGAAGGAGUGCACCUGCUUAGCAGUGGGGGUCAGCAGAGUUUCUUUGACUCUAGGACCCUAGGAAGCUUAACUCUCUCAUCAUCUCAAGUGUCUGCACAUAUGGUCUGA
This is a messenger RNA of Balaenoptera ricei (Rice's whale), 2158 nucleotides long. It is a transcript of the gene TBX18, whose product is annotated as T-box transcription factor 18. Lineage: Eukaryota; Metazoa; Chordata; Mammalia; Artiodactyla; Balaenopteridae. Gene Ontology annotation, biological process: regulation of transcription by RNA polymerase II; cell fate specification; somitogenesis. The transcript is spliced from 8 exons. Bases 320 to 2158 code for a protein of 612 amino acids. Gene Ontology annotation, cellular component: nucleus. The record is from RefSeq and is a predicted model, not a curated record. Gene Ontology annotation, molecular function: DNA-binding transcription factor activity, RNA polymerase II-specific; RNA polymerase II cis-regulatory region sequence-specific DNA binding.